AUGGGCAGCCGCUACCGGUCCCUCAGCGGCGCGCUCAUCGACCCGGAGAAGCAGCGCAACAGUAACGACUACGACUCCGACGAUGCGCCCUCCCUAAUAUCCUCCCGCAACACCUCCUCCUCGCAUAUGCCCAUGCUCGGGCAACCACCCUCGAAACCCUCCUUCGCCUACCACCUACCGCGACGGCGCUUCUCCCGCUACUUCACCCUUGUGAUCGCCACAAUCCUGUUGGUCUUCAUCUACUACCUCUACCACUCCGCUUUCACAAGUCGCGCAGAAGUUCAGCUCGGCUUGAAGAAACCGCCCCCUCCACCGCCAGCGUGGGAGAGCUUUCCAUUUUUGAAAAGGUAUCAUGGUGGGAUAAGGACGCUCGUGGAUCGGAGUGAAAAUAAGCCAGAGUAUCCUGCGGAUGAGGAUGUGGAGGUGCAGAGGCUGAAGGAUGAAGCGUUACGGUUGAAGGAGAGUAUGGAUGCGGAAACAAGGCGCGAGAAGGGGUUUCAGAAGAGGGAGGAGAAGAGCUGGCAAGAGAGGGCUGUGAGAUUUGACCCGUAUGGGAAGGAGGGAAAGGAGUUUGAGUCGCCGGUGAAGUGCUAUCUGGAUAAUAAGACGAAGAUGGAGGUGCCGCAGUUGCUUAGCUAUAAGGGUGUUACAGAAGGGUUUCCAGAGCCUGUUAUGGGAGGUCAUGAUCUGUUAGGUCUGAGGAAUGAUGUGUGCUUCGAGAGGUACGGGAGGCUUGGACCAUAUGGUUUCGGAUACAGUAAAAAGUACGGCGGCAGUGGCGCUGGUAUGGAGGGUGAGAAGGAGGGGUCCGAAAAAGUCUGGGGCGAUGAGCUGGAGAUCGAUUACACGAAAGUCAGGUGGGCCGAGGUGCAGGAGCAAUGUCAACAGGCGAAUGCUCAUCGAUUCAAGCCGAAGCCGCAGAAGCACAUGAAUCACUUCUACUCUGCCAUGCCGUAUGGAGGGCCCGCAAAGCAGAAGGAGUUGAAAGAAGAGACUGUCAAGACUGUGUCAGACAGCGGCAAGCAGCUGCUUAAUCGGACUGCAGUCGUCAUACGGACGUGGUGGGACUUUCAGUACGAUGAUGAAGACAUGUUCUAUCUGCGAGCGUUGAUGAACGAGCUGUCGUUACAAUCUGGAGCCGAGUACGACGUGCACUUUCUCAUUCAUGUCAAGGACGACAACAUGCAGAUCUGGUCGGACGACGAGACAUAUCAGCGUGUUCUGGACGAUGCUUUGCCCGAGGAGUUCCGUGGCAUGGGCACUCUCUGGUCAGAACGACAGAUGGGGCUCAUCUAUGGUGGCGUCCACGAAUCAAUGUACCGUGACUUGCCAGUCCAUGGCGCAUACCGAUCUACCUACAUGCCCGUCCAAUACUUCGCCCACAUGCAUCCCGAAUAUGAAUUCUUCUGGCACUGGGAAAUGGACAUUCGAUAUACCGGCCAUUUCUACCACCUCUUCCAGCAAGUCUCCCAGUGGGCGAAACAGCAGCCCAGAAAAGGCCUGUGGGAGCGCAAUGGCCGCUUCUACGUUCCGUCCGAGCACGGCACCUGGGAAGACUUUCGACAAAUGGUGCGGGUGCAGACUGAGCACGGAACCGCAAGCAAGUCAAGCGUAUACAACAAACUCGCCGCCGAUGCAGGGACCGCUAACCCGAUGGACGAGGCCUCCCGCCAGCCCGAGACGCCCAUCUGGGGCCCACUCCGUCCCAGUGGUGAGGGCGACGAAGUUGAUUCUCCCUUAAAUGACCCACUUCAACCUACUACCUACGACAAGGACACAUACUCUUGGGGUGUAGGUGAAGAAGCAGACUUCAUCACCUUCAACCCUCUGUUCGACCCCCACACAACGAACUGGAUCUUGGCGGAAGACGUCACGGGCUACAACACUACUGAUAACAACUACCCACCCCGACGUACUGCCAUUAUCACAGCGAGUCGCCUCAGCAGAAGGUUACUGGAGACCAUGCACCGCGAAACAGCCCUGAAACGCCACACCAUGUUCUCGGAAAUGUGGCCUGGCUCCUGCGCCCUCCAUCACGGCUACAAAGCCGUCUACGCUCCUCAUCCUGUGUAUAUUGAUCGUGCGUGGCCGACCUCUUAUCUUGCUGCUAUCUUCAACAACGGAAGGAACGGCGCCUCAGGUGGCUCAAGGACCUCCGUCUUCAGCGAUGAACGACAACACAAUUUCCUCGGCACGACCUGGUACUACCACGCCGGCUUCGCGCCUAAUCUCUGGAAGCGAUGGCUGGGGUACCGAGUAGAUAACGAUGGUGGGGAGGAGUUUGAGGUUAAUGGGGAGGGGAGGAUAUGUCUUCCUGCUAUGCUUUUACAUCCGGUCAAGCAGGUGGAUUUGGUGAGGGAGCAUAAAGAGGGGGAGUAA
Messenger RNA from Fulvia fulva, 2379 nucleotides. RefSeq lists its product as uncharacterized. The record is from RefSeq and is a predicted model, not a curated record. The transcript has a single exon. Lineage: Eukaryota; Fungi; Ascomycota; Dothideomycetes; Mycosphaerellales; Mycosphaerellaceae. Bases 1 to 2379 code for a protein of 792 amino acids.